CAUCUCCGCGAUUAGGGUUCGUUUUCGUCUUCUCCCAUUCCGUAUCAAUUUCUCUUUCCUCCGAAGAAACAGAAGGAAAAAAUAUAUUUUUCAAAAUAAUAACACGGAUAUAGAUUCCCGUCGACAAAAACAAGCGCAACUGACAUCCGGUAGCCUCCGUCAUGAUUCUGUCAGAAGCUUCAGGUGCUCACAAUGUCAGCAAUGACAACAACUCCUCUUCAUUUCACAGGUGUUUGGGGGAGAGAAACUACUACUGGACUGUCUGAUUAACUGGAGAGAAAAAAAAGUGUUUACUCCAUGAGUAUUGAUCUUGAGCGUCGCCCGGGUGAAGAACUCAACAAUGGAAUUCAUGAGCAUGAAUCAAGUGCGUGUGUACGCACCAGAGACAGCACAGAUGGUGAACUGUAUAGUGUGGAUAAGGUUGAUGUGAAUGCAAACGUGAAUAUGAACUAUUGUGUUAAUGAUUCUGCCAGUGCUAUUGCCAGUGAAGGUAAUGAAAAUGUACAUUUAGAUCCUCGAGAAGGAAUGGAAUUUGAGUCUCACGAAGAAGCUUUUUCGUUUUACAAAGAAUACGCGAGACGUGAAGGGUUUGGUGUUUCUAAAAGAAAUAGCCGUCGCUCGAGGAUAUCUAAAAAAUUUAUUGAUGCGAAAUUUGCUUGUUGUAGAUAUGGGACUAAGCAAGCGAGUGAUAGAGUUAGCAGACCAAGACCUACAGCAAAAAUAGAUUGCAAGGCCGCUAUGCAUGUGAAACGAAAGGUUGAUGGAGCAUGGUAUGUGUAUUCUUUUGUUAAAGAGCAUAAUCAUGAGCUGUCACGAGACCAUGCACACUUUUUCCGAUGUCACCGAGAUACAAAUCCAAACAAGGAUAAGAUUCGCACAACUCCUACUGUAGGAGUACGACUAAACGAGGUCUGUCCUUCACUACCAGCAAGUUUUCAUGGGUUUCAAAAUGAUAAUUGUUUCGUGCAAGGCAUUAAAAAUGAUUUAGGUAACGGGCCGUGGUUAGCUUUAGAAGUAGGAGAUGCACAAGCUUUGAAUGAGUUUUUCUUGCAUAUGCAGGAAGAGAAUCCCAACUUCUUCUAUGCCUUGGAUUUGAAUAGAAAUCAAAAUUUGAGAAAUGUAUUUUGGGUCGAUGCUAAGGGUAGACAUGAUUACAUCGACUUUUCUGAUGUUAUUUCUUUUGAUAGUAUAUAUGCUACAAAUGGAUAUAAAGUGCCCAUAGCUCCUUUCAUAGGAGUGAAUCACCACGGUCACUUUAUAUUGUUUGGAUGUGCAAUACUUGCAGAUAUGAAUAAAUCAUCAUUUGUUUGGCUAUUUAAGACAUGGCUUAGAGCAAUGGGGGGACAAGCGCCAAAAGUAAUAGUUACCGAGCAAGGUAAUUCCAUGAGUGAAGCUGUUGAAGAAGUUUUCCCAAAUUCAAGACACUGUUACUGUCUGUGGGAUAUAACGAGAAAGAUCCCUGAUAAACUCACUCAUGUGAUAAAGCGUGAUGAAAAUUUCAUGGUGAAAUUUAAUAAGUGCAUCUACAAGUCAUGGACGAAGGUGGAUUUCGAAAGAAGAUGGUGGAAGAUGGUUAAUAGGUUUGAGCUAAGAGAGGAUUGUUGGAUUCAGUCGUUGUAUGAAGACCGCCAAAAGUGGGUGCCAAUAUAUUUAAAUGAUACAUUUUUGGCUGGGAUGUCGACAUCACAGCGAAGUGAAAGUAUAAAUUUUUUCUUUGAUAGGUAUGUUACAAAGGUUACGACAUUGAAAGAGUUUGUAGAACAAUAUGAAGUGGCUCUGCAUGACAGGUGUGAAAAGGAAGCUCAUGCAGAUUUUGAAUCUCGGCAAACAGUCCUCCCUUUAAAGUCCCCAUCACCUUAUGAAAAGCAGAUGUCAUCUAUCUAUACAAGAGAAAUAUUUAAGAAGUUCCAAUACGAGGUUAUGGGAGCACAUGCUUGCCACCCUGUAAAGGAAACAGAGGAUGAUGAAACUGUAAGUUUUAGGGUUACAGAUUUGGAGCGCCAGCAAGAGUUUAGAGUAGUGUGGAAUGGAACAAAAUUAGUUGUUUCAUGUUCAUGUCUUUCAUUUGGACUCAGAGGCUUCCUUUGUAGGCAUGCAAUGAUAGUUCUCCAAUUUUCUGGUGUGUUCAGUAUCCCAACCAGCUAUAUAUUGAAGAGAUGGACAAAAGAUGCAAAAAACAGGCAUAUCUUAAACCAAAUAUCUAAUCCAGUAGAAUCUAGGGGGCAACGCUACAAUGAUCUUUGUAGAAGAGCUAUAAGACUAGCAGAGGAAGGGUCGUUAUCGCUAGAGAGCUAUAAUGUUGCAUUAUUGGUACUAGAGGAAGGAAUUAACAAAUGUGUAGCUGAGAAUGACUCUCUUAGUAGUGCUGGAAAACCCAGAUUAUUGACAGCAUAUGACCUUCAAAAUACUGCUGAUAAAGAAGCUGACAGCAUCAGGAGAAAAGUGGGAUCUAAGAGGAUCCAGUCUAGAACUGAGAAGACAAACAGAAAGAGACCAAACGAGAAAAUAAAUAUAGGGGUGGAUGAAAAUGUUGCUAGUGUUGGAAUGUCAGAGACUUUACAAGUGAUGGGACAGCAAGAGUCCAGAACAACAAUGGUUGAUAGUUACUAUGGCACCCAAGGGAGCUUGCAAGCGAUGGGACAGUGGGGUUCUAAAGCGCCGGUUGUCAAUACUAACAGCUGUUACGCCACUCAAGAUAACUUGCAAGAGAUGGGACAGUGGGAGUCGAGAGCACCAAUUGGUAGUUACUAUGGUACUCAAUGCAACUUGCUACCAAUGGGACCUCCGGGGACAAGGCCACCAAACACCGAUACAUUCUACACCACGCCAGACAACUUAAGAGGAAUGAGGAACAAGUGAUCACUUGGAGGAAAAUCUAAAUGAUGUCCAAUCAUAAGAAGUUGCCAGUGGAAAAAUACCAAUCGAAAGUGCAACAUUUUAAUAUAGUCAAAUACUCAUUAAUUUGAGUUGCCUGGUUUUACAUACAACGCGUUCCUUGCAUAAUUGAUGUCUGUUAGAACUAUCUUAAUCAUCAAAGUGAAUAGCAGAAAGGAACUUGUGCUUUUUGACUCAUUGGGAAGGGAUGUAGAUGAAAAGGGAAAGGGAAAGUCCUAAUUAAGCAGGUGAAAGAAAAAUGACGAAUAAUGUGGUGGAUUGUAUUAUAUGAUUUUGAGGUUCUAUUUGCAUUUGUGUAGCACCGACACAAGAUCGGUCAUGCCUUUUUUGGUGGCUUCAGCUGGGUUGCAGUCUUGUUGGUUAAAAGAUUGUAAUGUUAGAAACGAACAUGUAUAUAGACAUUGCACUGCAAGGAGUAAAUGCUUUUCUGUUUUCCCGAAA
Papaver somniferum (opium poppy) is the source of this 3336-nucleotide messenger RNA. RefSeq names its product protein FAR1-RELATED SEQUENCE 4-like. Bases 298 to 2859 code for a protein of 853 amino acids. The transcript is spliced from 8 exons. NCBI's taxonomy places the organism in Eukaryota, Viridiplantae, Streptophyta, Magnoliopsida, Ranunculales, Papaveraceae. Gene Ontology annotation, molecular function: zinc ion binding. Gene Ontology annotation, biological process: regulation of DNA-templated transcription. The record is from RefSeq and is a predicted model, not a curated record.